UAUAAUGUUUACAACUUAUCACCAGCUCCUGUCACAUAUCAGCUAGCCUAGCUAGCUAGCCAGUUCGCUAGUUUUAACCUUCAUAUCAGUGUUGUUUUGUUCAUGAUCCAGUGUAUAGCAAGUUGCCGAUCCAGAUACAAAUGCGUCUACCUACUGUGCUGUCAACACCUUUGUCAGCUACGCCUAAGUAACUAAGCGUCAUGUGGUACCUCUGCAGAUGCUGAACGAAAAAGUGGGGGUGAAAAAGCAGCGCAGUGAAGCAUGAAUAUGCUAUGAACGACUCGAGAGAUCAUUUGGGGAUCCGGUCGCCGCUAGUCGAAGAACUUUGGAAGAACUGGGAAUGUUCGUUUCAUCACUCUUGGUUUCCUCAGCACCUUGAUUGGAGUUUUACCCGGAAGGGUGGACGAUAUGGCCAGUCCAGGGCAAAGCAACUUGUCCUAUGCGUGGGAAAAGUACAUGGACUGUCGGCUUCAAGGAGCGGAUCUGCAGGUCAGCCUCCAGAGUCUAGAGAAUUUCCUCUGUCUCUUCCAUUAUGUGCAACAUCACCCUCAUCACACCAAAGAUGCCCUGAUAUUCUGUUCAGACAUGAGUGGGGCCAGUAACACGCUGGCAAGGGAGUUCCUGACUGAUGUACAUCAACUGUGCAGUGCGGUGGCACAGAGAGCGGAGGCACGGGAGGAGGAUGAGGAGGAAAGUCAUAUGGUUGCAUUAGGAGAGUACCUCGUCAGAGGAAGAGGAUUUCUGUUGCUUAGCACCCUGGAUUCCAUCAUUGAUCAGGAGCUGACUUGCCGAGAGGAGCUGCUCACUUUGUUGCUCUCUCUACUCCCACUGGUGUGGAAGAUCCCUGUACAGGAAGAAAAAGCACCAGAUUUCACCCUGCCGUCUCUAUUAGAGGUGUUCCUCAGCCGAGAGGUAAAGCCCGCACCUCUUAGAGCAGGACAGAAGCCCGGGACAGAUGAACAGGAAACUGGAAAGAGGCCGCGUGUCGGCAGUGGCUCCUGGAAAUCAAGGAGGUCACGGAGGACAGCCCAGAAAUACUCCGUAAAGGAUGCUCGCCGAUCCCAAGUUUCUACCUCAGAUUCAGAAGCCAAUGCCGAAGACAAGUCAGGCCCAAGUGGCACAAGGGGCAGAAAGUCGCAUGGCUCUACCGUCCGUGUACAACAUCUACAUCAUCGUUUGGAAGCCACACAGUUAACAGAGACAGCAACCACCACCACAGAAAGCAUGAGUGUGCCAUACCCCCACCCCAGAAUCUCUGGAUCUCACGCAAUGGAUACCGAAACUCUGACGGACCCAGCUGCAAUGUCAAUAUUCAAUCGCAUGGAGAACUCACCCUUUGACCUCUGCUACGUGUUACUCUCAUUGCUGGAGAAAGUGUGUAAAUUUGAUAUGAGCAUCAAUCACAACCCUGGCUUGGCGGUCAGUGUUGUACCGACUCUCACUGAGAUUCUGACUGAAUUUGGAGAUUGUUGUGGUCCAGGAGGCGGUGGUGGAGCAGGAGCUGAAGAGCUUGCCGGGGGCUGGACGGAAGAGCCUAUUGCGCUGGUCCAGAGGAUGCUUCUGCGCACCAUCUUGCACCUGAUGUCAGUAGAUGUCAAUCAAAGUGAAACCCUACCCGAUAGCCUGAGACGUAGCCUGACUGACCUGCUACGAGCCACUCUGAAAAUCCAAAGCUGCCUAGACAGACAGACAAAUCCAUUUGCUCCUCGGUCAAAAAAGACCCUACAAGAAGUCCAAGAAGAUUUUUCUUUUUCCCGCUUUCGCCACAGGGCACUCCUGCUGCCUGAGCUUCUAGAAGGGGUAUUGCAAGUCCUUCUGGGUUGCCUGCAGGCCUCAACACCCAACCCCUUCUUCUUUAGUCAAGCACUAGACCUCAUCCAUGAAUUUGUCCAACACCGGGGUCUGGAAGUUUUUGAAGCGACAGUACAGCGUCUGGAGGAACUGGCCAGGGAUUCAGAAGUAGGAGGUGAAGCUUCAGAAAGGCUACGGGGUUUAAUUGCCGGGGUCUUCAAGAUUAUAAGUGCCGUCAAGAAAGCAAAGUCAGAGCAGCUGCAUCAGUCUGUGUGUGCUCGACGUCGUCAUCGACGCUGUGAAUAUUCCCACUUCCUUCAUCAUCACAGAGAUCUCUCGGGUUUGCCUGUCUCAGCUUUUAAGAUGGCUGCCAGGCUUAACCCGUUUGACGAGGAUGGCGAAGGGAAGGAAGGGGUAGAUUGUGAUGCAGUGCGUUAUCCUGAACGCUGCUGCUGCCUGGCCGCCUGUGCUCACCAAUGUCUGCGCCUCCUGCAGCGCUUGUCACCAAGUGGGCCGGCCAUAUUGCAAGUACUUGCAGGGGUGCAGGCUGUUGGAAUCUGUUGUUGCAUGGACCCUCGUUCCGUGAUUCGGCCACUCUUGGACGCUUUCCAAGCACCGGGCUUACGUAGUUACCAGUCUCAUGUUCUCAGUGUUCUUGGCAGGCUAAUACUAGAUCAGCUUGGUGGAGGACAGCCCUCAGAGAGAGCGAAGCUUGCUUCAUGUAACAUUUGCACUUUGGACCAUAGUCAGUUGCCAGGCCUUGAGGAGACGCUACAACAUGGGGAACUUUCAGCUAUUUCUACCAACCUGUGCUACCGCUCCCAAGGGAUUUUGCCAAGUGGAGGUGGUGCAGAGGACAUGUUAUGGAAGUGGGAUGCCCUUGAGGCUUACCAAGAGUUAGUGUUUGGAGACGACUGGCACCUGAGCCAUCAUGUCGCUGGUCACGUGUGCCACUUGACACUGCGUGGCAAUACAGUUGUGCAGUGGCAGCUCUACACACACAUCUUCAGCCCCGUGCUACAGCGAGGGGUCGAGCUAGCCCACCAUGCCCAGCAGCUUGGGGUUUCGACAGUUUGCACCCAAGUCUGCAGCUAUCACACACAGUGCCUGCCUGUAGAGGUUCUUCUCGUAUAUCUGCAAGCAUUACCUGCCCUUCUCAAGUCUAGGGUUAUCCGAGACCUUUUCAUCAGCUGCAAUGGCCUCAAUCAGAUGACAGAACUGGUACAUCUUGACCAGACCUGCUCUUUAGCUUUGAAGGUAUUUGAGACCCUGAUAACCAGUUUUGGACACCAACAAGCUGAGAGUGCGCUCCAGGAGUUGGAGAUCGCUGUUGGAGAAGAGAAGCAGACAGUCUCAAAUUUGGCUGAGGAUCUGGGCCCUAGAGCAUCUGGAGAGGGGCCUCAGAGCCUCAGCAAGUUCUAUGAAGUGCUAAAGGAGGCAUAUCCGCGCCACAAAGGUCGUAGUGGGCAGGGCCGUGGAGCAGGCCGUAGCCAAGCUGAGACACACCUCCAUGUCAUUAACCUCUUCCUCUGUGUUGCUUUUCUGUGUGUUAGCAAAGAGGCUGACUCUGACCGGGACUCAGCUAAUGAUUCUGAAGACACUUCAGGUUAUGACAGUACAGCUAGUGAGCCUCUUGGCGGGCGCUUGGUGUACCUGUCUCCAGAUAGUGUGACCCUACCCUCCAAAGAACAGAUACGACGGGCAGCUGACGUUUGGUCAGUGUGUCGUCGUGUCUACCAGGCCAACCCUUUGUUUCAGAGGCAGUUCUUCAGGCUAGGAGGGUUGGAUGUUUGUUUGCGUCUCAUGAGCAUGGUCAUUCAGAAGCUUUCCUAUAAACCAAAGGAUGGCAAAGCAAAGAAGAAGAAAGAACUCAAGGCCAAAAGCAGCCCAAUGUCCACCGUCCCAGUCAGACCGCUUGGAGUAGAUGAGCAAGGUCAAGAUUCAAUUGAAAGUUCUCCAGUUGAGGGGAAAACCAGAGAUCCAACCAAGAGGCAGGAGGAAGAGUGGCACUUACAAAGUAUUCGCCUUCUUGAGGCCUUAUUGGCUAUAUGUCUAAACAGUGCCACCUCAGCCCUGCAGAGGACAGACUCUGAGCUGUCUUUUCAGCUCCAGUCAGUGGGAGAUACGCUGUUAGAAGUGAGAGACCAGCUCUCUUGCUCAGGGGUGGUAAACUCAGACCUGGCAGUGCCACUCUUCGAUUCUCUGCUGAGAGUGGCUUUGGCCGAUGUGUCAUCCACUCCCGAGCCCCCUGAGGAGAAGCCAGACAGGGUGAGUCCUGCCUUUGGAGAUGCUAAGUUCCAAGUGUUGGCAGAGGGGGCAGCCCCAGCAGGCGAUCUAUCAGAGGAGGUGGACGGUGUUCAGAGCUGCAGCGUCAAGACCCCUGGGGAGGAGGAGGAGGAGGAAGGCUACGACGCAGAUAGCGAAAGCAACCCAGAGGACAUGGCCAACCAGGAAGAGGGAUUGAAGGUGGAGUCUGUGCAAUGUGAAUUUGUGACAGUUGCAGACGGUCCGGGGCGUGGCUUGCUGCUUUUCCCAGAGAUCUGUACAAUCCAGUUGCAACUCCUGGCCACUGGCUCGCCCGACCUAGAUGUCGUGAGUCAUGUGUUUCACAGCCUGCUUAGCGCGGUUCGCGCCAACCACCGCAAUGCCGCUCUGCUCUAUGACCAGGGAGGAGUCAAAACCAUCCUGUCUGGCUUUCAUAAUAUCCUUAGCCAAGCGGACCGUUCCCUUAAAGACUGCCAGACUGUUAUAGUGGAGCUGCUGGUUGCCAUGGUGAGCCAGCGAAUCACAGCAGAGGAACUGGCCCUAUUGAUUCGUCUCUUCUUGGACAAGACCCCACCUACUGAGAUUUUACUGAGGGGCAUCUUACAAAUUGUUGAAGCAAAUGUGAACAUUGAGCCCCUUCACCUGCUGGACUUUCCAAUAAUCCUUGGGGUGUCAACACCUGGAGGAUUGUCUCCUAGCUCCAGACCAAAUGGCAGCGCUGGUGGGAAAAAUAUUGGUCUGCUCUGGAAGGGCAAACUGUCUCCUGGUCGCAGGGAGGGAGACGGCGAGUUCAGACCGAGUCAUCUGCGUUCUUCUCCCUGGCACACUGCUCCGCUCCACUUGCCCCUGGUGGGGCAGAACUGCUGGCCUCAUAUGGCCAGUGGCUUCAGCGCCUCCAUGUGGCUGAGGGUGGUGGAGCAAGAGGAAAGGGCGGGAAACACCGACAAGGAAAGGAGGAACCCUCCUGCUGCUGAAACUCACCAUGGUUCGCCUGAGGCUAGAAAAAGAGUAGUGGAAAAAGGCCUCAUUCAUAUUCUAUCCAUGGGCUCGAAAGCACUCAUGCUUCAAGUGUGGGCGGACUUUUUUACUGGCUCACUCACAUUCAGGGUUUGUAUAGACCCAAAUGACGAGAUAAAAGCAGGGCUACUGGCGCAGGCCGACUCUGUUGAGGAACUCCUCCAGCCCGGCCAAUGGCAGCACCUUGGCCUCACUUACACCCAGCAGCCUGAGGGCAAGAAGAACAUCCACGGCCGUGUGGUUGUUUGGGUGUGUGGCAUCAUGAAAUGUGAAGUUUUCUUGGACUACACCUUACCUCGAAAAUCCAGUUUAUCCUCUGACAGCAACAAGACUUUCUGCAUGUUGGGCCAUUGUAUCCCAUCCUCUGAGGAGGUUACCAAACAGCAUUUCAAAUGGAGCAUGGGAACAGUGCUCCUCUUUAAUGGGGCCAGGGUCGGGUCCGAGGAGGCCUUCUUCCUGUACACCAGCGGGCCCGACCUCACCUCAAUCAUGCCCUGCAAUUAUGGCAGACCUACAGGGUCGUUCUCCAAGUUUGUCACUCAGGAAGCACUGAGGUGUGACAGAGUCCGCGAACUUCUGAUGAAAAGCAAGGAUGUGGACACAACAGCUUUAGUUGAGAGCCUGGCAGUUGUGUAUGCUCCCAGCAGUCCUAGGCUCUAUACAAUCUAUGAGCCUGUAAUUAGAUUGAAGGGGCAAGCCAAGAUCGUGGUUACCCAGCGGCCCUUUAGCUCCAGAGAAGUGCAAAGUGUUUCCUUAGAUGCCGGCGCUCUCAAGGCUCUGCUGCCCACCGAAACGCAAGGCCUGCAGAGUGUCCUGCAUAAGAUCGGAGGGACAGGAAAUGUUGUCUUCCUGUUUGCACAGACGGUGGAGUUGAGUGACUGUGAGAUGACCCAGGCUUUGGCCUUGCAGAUACUCUUGUCUCUGUCCAAGUUCAACCGGCAUCGCAUCCAUGAAAUGGACUAUUACCAUGGCUACUCUAUGAUCCAUCAAGUGCUCAUCAAGUCCAAAUGUAUCGUUGGAUAUUAUAUGCUGAAAACUCUGUUGGAUGGGUGUUGCAGCAGACCCGUCUUAAUCCUGGCCGAUGAUGGUCAGUUCCGUUUGGACACAGAGUCCAUUGCUGUGGUGCAAGACAUCAGGCUGCUCUCUGACAUUCUGUUGGACUGGAAAAUCUGGUCAAAAGCAGAGUGUGGUGUGUGGGAGACGCUGCUGGCUGCGUUGGAGAUCCUGAUCAGGGUGCACCAUCCUUACCAGGUGUUGAAUAUCCGUCAGUUCCUAAAGGCUGAAGUGGUGGACCGCUUCCUGCUAACCUGCCAAGUGUUACAGGAGCAUCGGGAUGAGCACCUGACUGCCAUUCCACAAGAAGUCUGUUUGUCGUUCGUCAAAAUAAUCCAGGAAGUGUUAGGAUCACCACCUGAUCUCGACUUGCUAAGACUUAUCUAUAAUUUCCUGCUGGCAGUUCACCCACCUACUAACACCUAUGUCUGCCACACUCCAUCCAGCUUCUACUUCUCACUUCAUAUAGAUGGGAAGCUGUAUCACGACAAAGUGCAGUCUAUUAUGUACCUGCGAAACUCCAACAGUGGAGGGAAGUCGGCAAGCAGUUCAGUGAUGUCUCUUUCCCCGACUGUCUUUACCGAUGCUCCCCACGAAGGCCAUUUCCAUGGGCCAUCGCCUGAGCACGGGGGCGAUGACCAAUCCUUACGCCCACCCAGCUUUGCAGCAUCACCUAACUCGUCCCCUUUGCUGACACGCCGCCUCACUCACAGUGGCUUGAAUGAGCCUGGCGAUGUUGAUCGGGUGUCACUCACAACCCAGCAGGCUCUGGGCAGCACUGAAACGCUGAAAAAGGGAGGAGGUGACGAGCAGCUCCUGAGCAGUUGUGAGUCCGCCAAGACGAUAUGCGACUCGAAGGACAUUGGCAAUGAGGGAGCUUGCCGCACCCCAUCAAUCAGUGUGGAGGAGGAGCGAGAUGAGGCUGCGGAGGUGGACAGCCUGGCAGAAGGUAGUGUGGGUGUGGCAGAGUCUGAGGACAGGUUUGAGUGGGCCAGUGAUGAGGCGCCUCGACGCCCUGACAGCUUAAAGGGUAUCCAGUCCUUCCAGAGGAGCCACAGCAACCUUGCCAGUCUGGGAUUGGCUUUCCCAGCUCCGAACGGCUCUUUGGCAGUCGGCCGCUGGCCCAGUGCAGCUGAUCGAGGCUCUGUACCCGAAGACUGGGAAAGUUACACCUACUCUCCUGGCUAUGAGAGGACACAAAGCAAAACUGAUUCCAAUGACCGGUCCAGUACAGAGGACUGCCUGGUGCUCAUCUGCUGUGGCCUGUAUGACCUUCUGAGGGGUGUCCUACUACUGCUGCCAGAUCUCAUGCUUGAGGAGGUGAUGGACAAACUGAUCCAGCCUGAGGCCCUAAUUGUCCUGGUCAACCAUUCAUCGCCCCUCAUCCAGCAAGGCGUCAUGAAGCUGCUAGAUGCAUACUUCGGCAGAGCCAACAAGGAGCAGAAGGAGAAAUUCCUCAAGAAUCACGGUUUCUCCUUGCUGGCCAACCAGCUGUACAUCCACCAGGGCAGCCAGGGGCUAAUCGAGUGCUUCCUCGAGAUGCUUUUUGGGCGGCCCGUGGGCCUGGAGGAAGAUCUGGAUCUGGAGGAACUGGAAACAAUCUCUCCUUUCACAAAGCGUUGCAUCAUCCCAGUGUUGGGUCUGAUUGAGAACUCCCUGUGUGAAAACUCCUUGGUGCACAACAUCCUCUGCAUGCUCCUGCAGCUCCUCAACGCCUGCCCCAAGCUGGCAGACAUUCUGCUCGAUCACGGGCUGCUCUAUGUGCUCUUUAACACCCUCUCCACCCUCAAUGGCAUGGAGACCUGCAUUCCCCUGAAUGAUUACAAGCUCCUCAUGUGCGACAUUCAGCAGCUGUUAGUAGCUGUAACGAUCCAUUCCUGCAGCUCUUCGGGGUCCCAGUACUUCCGCAUCAUUGAAGACCUGAUUACUUUGCUCGGUUACAUGCAGACCAGCAAGAUGCGCCGAACACAGGAGAUGGCAGUUGCUUUGCAGUUUCGUGUCCUUCAGUCAGCUAUUGAGUUCAUAAAGACGACAGCCAAUCAGGCACCUCAAAAGCUGAGCAGCUCCCACAAUGCGCCGAGCUCUCCGCAUCACACCAUUUAUCAGAAACGAAAGAGCAUUGCAGGCCGACGACGCUUCUCACUAGCCCAGACAGACUCUUUGCUGAUGCGGAUGCGCUCCGUAGCCAGUGACGAGCUCAACCAGAUGAUGCAGAGGAGGAUGAGCCAGGAGAAUCCGAUUCGUGCUAGUGAGACGGAGUUUGUGCAGCGGCUGCAGAGGCUGGUUGUCCUUGCUGUCAACAGACUCAUUUAUCAUGAUGUCAGUCAGGAUUUGUUUGACCUGCUGAACAUUCCAGACUCCCCAGACCAACAGCCCUUCACACCAGACCUGGGAGACCAUUCCCAUGAAGAGGGCAGCUCUUCAUCUACCCCACACUCACCUACUCCGUUCACACUGCCACCUGCAAGCAAAAAGAGUUUGCAGAAAGACAUUCUCAAACUCAUGAUGGAUGGGAUCAAAAUCAGCCUGGGCAGUACUGGUCGAGGAGGAGCUCCACAUCAGCAAUGGCGGAGGAUCCUAUGGUCGUGUCGGGACACCUUACGGGUUCAAAUAGGUCGCCUGUUGGUGCACACACUGAGUCCAGCUCGUCCCCUGUCCGACAGGAAGGAAGCAUUGGAAUUUGUUUUUGACCCAAGACAUUUGGACAUCCUAAAGGAAAGCCUAAGCCCUGGUCUAGAGCACGGACCCAAGUUGUCACUGUACCUUUAUGAAAUAAUGCAUGACCACAAGGACAGCCUCACUAAAGAUGAGCAGAAUUCUGUGGGCAUAUUCAUGACCUCGCUCAAGCUUUGUGGUCACCGCUGUAUCCCACCCAACACUCCACACAAGCAGGACCUCCUCAAGGCCAUUAAAGAGGAAAAAUUCAAGUACGAAGCAGAGGAGAAUACAAGCAAAGCAGCGUGGGAAAAGAAAAUGACCAAUACUCAAAAGAAUCUCAUCCAGAGGCUAGACGGAAAGUCUAAAGACAUCUCAAAGAUCGCGGCUGACAUCACGCAAAAUGUGUCUCUGCGACAAGGCAUGGAGAGAAAGAAAGUCAUCCAACACAUCAGAGGCCUCUACAAGACAGACCUGAGUGCCAGCCGGCACUGGCAGGAGCUUGUGCAGCAACUCACGCAUGACCGUGCGGUUUGGUAUGACCAGUCAUCCUACCCUACGUCCUGGCAGUUGGACCCAACUGAAGGGCCAAACCGUGAGCGGCGACGACUGCAAAGAUGCUACCUCACCAUCCCAAAUAAAUAUUUGCUCAAAGACAGACGUAAGCCUGAAGAUGCAGUGCAGCCACCGCUGUCAUUCCUCUUUGAGGAUAACACACACUCCUCUUUCUCCUCCACUGUGAAAGACAAAGCCACGAGCGAAGCCAUCAGGUUUACCAGGCGCUGCAUGAGUGUGGCCCCCUCGAGAGAGACAGCAGGGGAGCUGCUUCUCGGGAAGUCUGGAAUGUACUUUGUCGAGGACAACGCUGCAGACGCUCACGACGGCCAGAGCCUUCACGGGGAGACAGAGGCGCCAUCUUUCUCUUGGACCUAUGAGGAGAUCAAAGAGGUGCACAAGCGAUGGUGGCAGCUGAGAGACAACGCUGUGGAGAUAUUCCUCACCAACGGUCGAACACUGCUCUUAGCUUUUGAUAACAACAAGUUUCGUGACGACGUGUAUCACAACAUCCUCACGUCUGAUUUGCCCAACCUGCUGGAGCACGGCAAUAUCACAGCACUCACGCAGCUGUGGGGCUCGGGGCAGAUCUCCAACUUCGAGUAUCUUACGCAUCUCAACAAGCACGCGGGCCGCUCUUUCAAUGACCUCAUGCAGUACCCGGUGUUCCCUUUUAUCCUGCGGGACUAUACCAGUGAGACGCUGGAUCUGCAGGACCCCAACAUCUACAGGAAUUUGAGCAAGCCAAUCGCCGUCCAGUCAAAGGAGAAAGAAGAUCGCUACGUGGACAAUUUCAGAUAUUUGGAAGAGGAGUACAGGAAAGGCAUUCGGGAGGAUGACCCCAUGCCUCCCGUUCAGCCUUACCACUACGGCUCUCACUAUUCCAACAGCGGCACCGUUCUGCACUUCAUGGUCCGAAUGCCGCCUUUUACCAAGAUGUUUCUCGCCUACCAGGAUCAGAGCUUUGAUAUUCCAGACCGGACGUUUCACUCCAUGAACACCACGUGGCGUCUCUCGUCCUACGAGUCCAUGACUGAUGUGAAGGAGCUUAUCCCGGAAUUCUUCUAUCUCCCAGAAUUUCUGGUCAACAGAGAGGGUUUUGACUUUGGGGUUCGUCAAAACAGCGAGCGGGUAAACCAUGUGAAUUUGCCUCCCUGGGCCCGGAACGACCCGCGUCUCUUCAUCCUGAUUCACCGUCAGGCGCUGGAGUCGGAUCAGGUUUCCCAGACGCUUUGUCAGUGGAUUGAUCUGGUGUUUGGACUCAAGCAGAAAGGAAAAGCUGCAGUCCAAGCUAUCAACGUCUUCCACCCAGCUACCUACUUUGGAAUGGAUGUUUCAGCGGUAGAAGACCCAGUUCAGAGAAGAGCGUUAGAAACCAUGAUCAAGACGUACGGACAGACUCCCAGGCAGCUUUUCAACGCCUCCCACAUCAGUAGGGCCGGCCCCAAACUCAUGAUGGAGGGUGAGCUCCCGGCCGCCAUGGGACUCCUGGUUCAGCUGGCCUUUAGAGAAACCAGAGAGCAAGCCAAGGAGAUCACCUGUCCGAGCCCACUGCCAUGGAUCAAAGGUCUGAAGUGGGGUGAAUAUGUGGGGUCUCCCAGUGCUCCUGAUCCGGUAGUAUGCUUUAGCCAGCCUCAUGGUGAGAGGUUUGGAUCGCUGCUGGCUCUGCCUACGCGCGCUAUCUGCGGCUUGUCGCGCAAAUUCUGCCUCCUGAUGAUUUACAGCAAGGAGCAGGGAGUUCGCAGCAUGCACAGCACAGACAUCCAGUGGUCGGCCAUUUUGAGUUGGGGCUAUGCCGAUAACAUACUGCGGCUGAAGAGCAAACAGAGUGAACCACCCAUCAACUUCAUUCAGUGCUCCCCGCUGCAUCAGGUGACCAGCUGCGCUUGGGUGCCCGAUGGCUGCCAGCUAUUUACGGGAAGCAAGUGUGGAGUCAUCACCGCCUACAGCAACCGCUUCACAAGCGCCACGUCGGAGAUGGAGGUGGAGUCUCAGGUUCACCUGUAUGGACACACGGGGGAAGUCACCAGCCUUUUUGUUUGUAAACCUUACAGCAUCCUCAUCAGCGUCAGUACAGACGGUACCUGCAUCCUCUGGGAUCUCAACAGGCUCUGUUACGUGCAAAGCCUCACUGGCCAUAAAAGCCCAGUGACGGCUGUUUCUGCCAGUGAGACCACAGGUGACAUUGCUACAGUUUGUGACUCCGUGGGCGGAGGGAGUGACCUUCGCCUGUGGACCGUUAACGGAGACCUUGUCGGUCACGUGCACUGCAGAGAGAUCAUUUGCUCCGUAGCGUUCUCCAAUCAGCCGGAGGGUGUAUCGGUCAACGUCAUUGCUGGCGGGCUAGAAAAUGGCGUUGUCAGACUUUGGAGCACGUGGGACUUGAAACCAGUGAGAGAGAUCACCUUUCCCAAGUCCUGCAAGCCCAUCAUCAGCCUAACAUAUUCUUGUGACGGCCACCACCUGUACACAGCCAAUAGCGAGGGCACUGUCAUGGCCUGGUGUCGGCGGGACCAGCAGCGCAUGAAGCUGCCCAUGUUCUACUCCUUCUUAAGCAGCUACGCCGCAGGCUGAGUCUGCGUGUGCACCCGCGCGCAGUUGAGAGAUGGUUACUGCCUUGCAGGUGUAUCCUCACUUCCACCUCAGCAAGAGAAGCUGCUUCUCACUCCUCCUCCCCCCAUGGAGAGAAACAAAUGACAGCCGCCACACCCUGCUGGACUUUUCAGUUGAGCGCCCCCCCCCACCCCCCCCCCCCCCCACACACACAUACACAUUUCCAAGGAGGGGGGGGUCGUCUUGGCUGCAAUAGACACUUUAUUUUUCGCAUCAUCCGUUAUUUUCCUUGUCUGCUGUUCAUUUUUCCCUGUUAAAGCUGCUAGCAUGGCUAAAAAGCCAAUUAUUGUCUCCAGGCUUGCGACUUGUCUCAAUGAACAAGAAAGGACGGGCCACCGUGUUACUACUGCAUGCCACAAUGACGCUUGACUGUGCAGAGGUGACACGCUCCUUGAAAUUGACCUUUUUAUUUGUUGUGGAAUGUUGAUAUCGCUUUUAUUUAUUGGAAAUUGUCUGCAGGCCAGCGUACUACAUGCAACCUCUAACGACGCCUUUAACAUCUUUCCCUCCCGAAUCUGAGCCUUUUUUUUUUUAAACCUUCACAUAGGAGUGAAUUGUCAUCUCCAUCCCGAUCCUCCUACCUGCUCUCGAACAGGUGACCAAAUGUCUCCCUCCUUUCAUGCAGCUAUAUUAUUUGACAUUCCCUCACUACUUUGCUGCACUUUUACUUUGUCCAUCAUUGUGGUCGAAAUAGCAGUCACGGCACUUUCUGCUUGCCCAACCAUUGUUUGACUUCAUGUCAAGCCAAUCAUCUGUUUCAUCUGCAGAGAGCAAUAUCAAAUUACAUGCAAUAGGUCCUCAUUUUUAUUAUUGUAACUUUUGACUUUCGAGCCUGCUGCGACGAUGUCUUGCUUUUCACUCUUCUAUACAUGAAAGGGAAUAUUUGUUGAUGAAGUCUUUUCUCCUUGUAAUGUUACUCUGAAUGUGUUUCCUCCUUAUUUGUGCCACCACUGCAUUGGACCACCCUUUGUUUACUUUCUCCUUGAAUGUACAUUUAUUUCCAUGAUGAAAAGUUUUACGAGAAUGUGUGACAGGAAAGCUGGAUGGAUGAUCUAAUAGAACUUUUUUUUUGUGUGCGCUGAGACAGACAAAGUAUUUUUCUCUCGAUAAACUUGAGCUAUGCAUAAAUGAA
Messenger RNA from Hippocampus zosterae (dwarf seahorse), 13081 nucleotides. RefSeq names its product lysosomal trafficking regulator (gene lyst). Gene Ontology annotation, molecular function: protein kinase binding. Bases 409 to 11910 code for a protein of 3833 amino acids. Gene Ontology annotation, biological process: intracellular protein localization. NCBI's taxonomy places the organism in Eukaryota, Metazoa, Chordata, Actinopteri, Syngnathiformes, Syngnathidae. Gene Ontology annotation, cellular component: membrane; cytosol. The transcript has 53 exons. The record is from RefSeq and is a predicted model, not a curated record.